GUGAAACUUUCCAUCCAGAUGCUCAGGUGAUGUGGGUAGUUUUUGUUGUCAAAAUUGAACGGUCAAGAAGAAAAUUAGGAGAUCUAGUAAUCCUGUGAACACAAGAAGUAUGAGUCAGGGUCAUAAAAGGUUCCACAUCAAUGAACAGGAGCUCCUGUGCAAGAAUGGCUGUGGUUUCUAUGGUAACCCAGCCUGGCAGGGUUUCUGUUCAAAGUGCUGGAGGGAGGAGUACCAGAAGGCAAAAAAUGCUCAGUUACAGAUAGACGAACAGAAUAAAAUGAUGAAGCAGAAAACUCCAGUUGGAGCUGAAGGGAAGGCACCAUCUUUUUCCAAGUUUGAAGAGAAGAAAAAGAGAGAGUCUGAUAAAAGGACCCACACAGUAAAGUCUCUUUUUCGAAAGUCAUCCUCAAAAGACAUAGCUGCUGAACAAGUUGCCAAAAGAGAAGCCAUGAAGAGGUUAAGUUCAGAGAGCCAGCAAGUAGGAGAGGGGUUUGCAGACUUCCUUCGCAACUUAUCCAAACCAGCAGCAUUAGACGUGUCCAAGCACAUCCGAGCUCUGAUUGAGAAAAUCCAGCAAAACCCUGAUGUUACAGUUGAUGAGCACUCUGAAAUAAUCCAAGAUUUCUACCAGAGCAUGGGGGACAGGUUACAGACACACCCAGUGUACAAAGGGCUUACACACACCACCAGCGACAAGUUGAUGGAUUACAUGGAGAAGUACAUCAUGACUCGGCUGUACAGGGCUGUCUUCUGUUCCAUGUGGAGUGAUGAUGAGGAGCAAGACCUGAUCAUUCAGAAAAGAAUACGAAGUCUUCAUUGGGUCAGCGAACAAAAUCUGGAAGCCUCUAUUAGUGUGAAUGAACCCAGUGUCAGAGCCCUUGUGGAUAGUGCUAUUACAGACAUCAUUGAAAUGGAUUCAAAGAGGGCCCCCCAGGACAAACUAGCUUCUGUAGUCCGGUGUAGCAAUCACAUCUUUGAGGCACUGAAGGCCUCUCAGAACAACGAGCCAGCCAGUGCGGAUGACUUCUUGCCUGCCUUGAUCUAUAUUGUACUUCAGGCCAACCCUCCUAGGCUGCAGUCCAACAUCAAGUACAUCACAAGGUUUUCUAACCCCAGCAGGCUAAUGAGUGGGGAAGCAGGGUAUUACUUCACCAAUUUGUGCUGUGUUGUGGCAUUCAUAGAGAACCUAAAUGCAGAGUCUUUGAACAUGACCCCAGAAGAAUUUGAAGGUUAUAUGUCUGGAAAACUUGUACCCAGAGACAGUAAAGAAGGACAUAUUUGUGAAGGACUGCGACUGAUGUACCAAAAUUUGGCAAAUUUAUCAGAGUUAAGACAAAGACAUGAGAAAGUCAUGGCUGAGGCCAUGCAACUGCAACAAGAAAUUGUAGAAUUCAAGGAAAAUUUUAAGAAGGAAAUUCAAUCAGUUUUAACCAAGAAUCCUUGGACCAUUAAACCUAGGAAGACCAAAGUGGAUUUGGAUGCAGAGAGUCCAGCAACAGAUAUGCUUCCUCCUCCUCUUAUUCCACAAAUAGUGGGAGAACCAAUGGUUGUCCAACAUGAUCAAAGCAAUGCAAAUUCCACAGAUAUGACCACAGAGCCUCAUGUGACAGUUACUGAUACAGCUGUAGAAGAAUAAGAGGCUGCAAAGAAGAGCUCAACACUCCCAUCUACUUCACUCUCUGCCACCUGCUCUACCUAUUACAAGGCAUUCAUCACAAUUUAGAUCGUCAUUUCAACCACCAAAACUUUCCCAUUUUAAGAAUGAGGCAAUGAGUGAUCAGAAUUCAAUUUUUUUAUUUUAAAAACAUUUUUUUUUUUUUUUUUUGGUGUUGAGCUUUGUAAACAAGGUGCUAUAAAAUAGUAUUAAACUAAUAUUUAUGAAUUCAUUCAUUCGUCUAAAUGGUCGCACUGGGUAUGUAUGUGAUAGUUAAAUGUACAAUCCUGUUUUAGAAAGCAUUUUAGAUAAUAUGUUACUUUUUUUGUAAAAUGGGCUUCUACAAACAUCCCAUCAACGGUUGCAGUGUAUGCUGGGAUGUAUAACAAGACCAUCGAUUUGCAACGAAAUGUUGGAUAAUGUAAUAUUAAUAAUUUCAUAAAUUUUUUUUUUUUUUUUUUUUUUUUUUCUGUACAACUUGGUAAUAAGAGGGUCCUUAUGGUUUUAUCGAUAAGUUAUAGUGGAGAAGAUUUUUAUGAUGGUUUUAUGGCAUUUUAUUUCCUUGGUCAUGGACUUGCUCAUUGGGUUUCAUAUUGUAGAGGGUGACUAGAUUCAUAUUGUGGUAAAAAAAGUACACAUGCAAAAGAAACCCGUUUGUCAGUGAGGCCAAAAAGGUUGCACUGGUUUCACCUUUCUUGUUAAAGAUAUUAUUUAUUUCAUUUCAAUUCUGUCCUAGUAUACAUGUGAUGGUCCAGGAAGGGAAGAUUACUCUGCAGCAGCAGAUUUUUCUGUUGUGACUAAUUUAUUAUUUGUUGACUAGUUUUAAACUGGAAAUUAUUGUAAUUUCUGUUGUGAAUAAAGAUUAUUGUGAUUA
This is a messenger RNA of Lingula anatina, 2528 nucleotides long. Its product is annotated as rab5 GDP/GTP exchange factor. Gene Ontology annotation, molecular function: DNA binding; small GTPase binding; zinc ion binding. Gene Ontology annotation, cellular component: endocytic vesicle; cytosol. Lineage: Eukaryota; Metazoa; Brachiopoda; Lingulata; Lingulida; Lingulidae. Gene Ontology annotation, biological process: vesicle-mediated transport. The record is from RefSeq and is a predicted model, not a curated record.